GCCCUGAAGGUGCGCGCUUGAACAAGAGCUCGCGGCUGGCUGUCGGUCUCGCGUACAUCACACAGACGCACUCGCAACAAUGCGGCGGCCAACACGAAUUUUACGAUGCUCUCUGUGCGCACUGCUCUUUGCUGCGCUCGCAACCUCAGCACUCGGCCAAGAUGCCGUCCUGUCUGAAGCUGUUACCUCUGCUUCCAAAAAGCCUGCUGGACCACGCAGACCACCGACGACGGCCAGAACAACCACAACAACCGAAGCAGCAGAUGUUGACGCCGUCGCCUUCCCCGACUCGGCCCCGAAACCGAUUCAAGCGUCCACUGCCGCCCCCAGCACUGCCGCCCCCGUGACCCAAGCGACCAAAAACCCGAAGCCACUCGACAACCGCGUCCAGGGUGGAAAGGUUCCUGCUCCUGCCGUAGUCCCGAACCCCCAGAAUGCUUCCGCACCUGUCGGAGGCGUGAACGGGACCAACACUACCCUGGGCAACCGGUUCGGUGGCUUGGGGCUCCUGCACCAAAUCGCCCACGGCGUCGGCAACGGAAUCGUGGGGCCGCUGCUUGGAGGAGGCGGAGGAGGUGGAGGAGGCGGCUCCAGCUUUAGCCUGGCGUUCUCCUCCUCGUCCGGUGGAGGCGGCUUCGGAGGCGGUGGUGCCUCGAGCAGCGCUUCAGCAGGGUCUAACUCGUUCGGUGGUGGACUCGGUGGACUCGGUGGCUUCGGAGGUGGCGCCUCCAACGCUCAAGCAUCUUCGGGAACCAGUAAUUUCGGAGGCGGCAACGGGGGCUUCGGAGGCGGGGCUUCCAACUCUCAGGCCAGUGCGGGCUCCAGCAACUUCGGAGGCGGAUUUGGAGGCCUCAACGCUGGUGCGUCGAAUGCUCAGGCCAGUUCAGGCACCAGCAACUUCGGAGGAGGCCCCGGGGGCUUCGGGGUCGGAGCAUCCAACGCCCAGGCCAGUGCGGGCUCCAGCAACUUUGGAGUAGGCCCUGGGGGCUUUGGGGCCGGAGCAUCCAAUGCUCAAGCAUCUUCAGGAACCAGUAAUUUCGGGGGUGGCUUUGGAGGCAUCGGAGGCGGUGCAUCUAACGCCCAAGCCAACGCCGGCUCCAGCAACUUCGGGGGCGGAUUUGGAGGCCUCAACGCUGGUGCGUCAAAUGCUCAAGCCAGUUCAGGCACCAGCAACUUUGGAGGAGGCCCCGGGGGCUUUGGAGUCGGAGCUUCCAACGCCCAAGCCAACGCCGGCUCCAGCAACUUCGGAGGCGGCUUUGGCGGCGGCGGUGCCUCCAAUGCCCAAGCCAACGCGGGUAGCUCUUCGUUUGGCGGCGGACUGGGACCUGGACAGUACGGAGGCGGAUAUGGUCGGCCGCACCACGGUGGCGGAGGAGGCUACAAUCGUCCACACCACGGAGGCUACGGCAGGCAGCCCGGCCCCUACGGAGGCUUCCAAGGUGGACCCUACGGAGGUGGGGGCUAUGGCGGACCGUACGGAGGCGGUCAUCGCGGCGGCCCUCACGGUGGAUUCAACGGAGGACAUAACAGGAGACCCGCGGGCUUCACUGACUAUGGUGACUACGACCUGAUUGGCAAUCGGAACCAGAAGUUUGGAACCGUUUUGUCCUCUACCAGCGGGGGCACCACCGAGGCAGACUCGAUCGCCUUCCCCAAAUAACAAGUCAAUUUCGUGUUGUUCAUUUAUUUAACUUAUAUACAACUCUUCUUCGAGUUCCUAUGCCGUGCAUUUUUUCUUACCUUGUUUUUCAACACUUGACUCACCAUCAUUAUGUAUGUUAAAAAUAAAAGUUAAAAAAACAAA
Cloeon dipterum is the source of this 1804-nucleotide messenger RNA. RefSeq names its product PE-PGRS family protein PE_PGRS5-like. NCBI's taxonomy places the organism in Eukaryota, Metazoa, Arthropoda, Insecta, Ephemeroptera, Baetidae. The coding region runs from base 80 to 1660 and encodes 526 amino acids. The record is from RefSeq and is a predicted model, not a curated record. The transcript has 3 exons.